CUAUAAUAUAGUAUAUUCUCGAGGCAUUAUCCUCUUUUCUAUAAAUGUAUAUCUAGCGAACUGUUACGCGUUGUAUGUGAAAAAAGCAGUUUAUUAAAAUGUUGUAGAAGAAUGUAUCCGGCAAAUCAUAAAACUAUUUUUGUUUUGGAUCAUACGCCAUACUUUGGUAUAUCUACUGAAGCUCCAAUAGAAUUUGAUUUUCUAAAGAGUCGCGGUCAAAACUUAAUUCCUUUGGCACCUGUUUGUAAAUCUUUAUGGACCAGCAGUGUAGAAGCUUCACUAGAAUAUUGUAGAAUAGUGUGGGAUCUCUUCCCAACUGGAAAAUUGAUAAGAUUUGUUGUAACUGAUCGUGCAGCAUAUGUAUUGAACUCAUGGAGUCCAUCGCAACAAAAUUUAAAUCAUAUAAUGAAUGGCACAGCCAUUCUAGGAAUACCAACGAAGAUGCCAAAACCUGGAGAAGAUUAUUCAGUUAUACAUGGUUUGAGAGUAGCAAUUGAAACGCUUAACGAAUGCUCAGAAAUUCAACAUGACAAGAGAACAUCAUUAAAUGAGAAUACUAGUAAGCUUGUUAAUAGAGGAAGAGUGAUAUGUAUUACUAGUGCACGAGAUAAUAGCAACAUGAAAAACUUGGAAAAUAUAUUUUUGAAUGAGUUAACGCAAGAAAAUAAAACUGCUUUAGCUUCAGAUCAUUUAAUACCAGUAGAUUAUUGCCAUUUAGUUAUACUGAACAUCUUCCCUAAUAAUAUUGAGUCACAAGUUACUAGUCAGGGACCAAGAGAGGUUUCACCAAUGUUAACAGUAGAAGUGCAUUCUAUUAAGGCACCCGCAUUACAUUCAAAAUUGUCUCACUUAAUUUUAUCUCACUAUGAUUUAGCUAGUACAACAGUAACCGGUAUACCAAUGAAAGAAGAACAGAAUGCUAGUUCUUCUGCAAAUUAUGACGUCGAAAUAUUUCAUUCUUCAGCUGCCCAUUCAGCAAUUUUAAAAGGAAACCCACAAGAUUCUGCUUUAAUUAAAACAUUUAGGAGAUUCGAAGAAGGAUCAGAAUAUGAAACAGUGACUUUGAAGUGGUGCACACCACGAGGGUGCAGUGCGGCAGAAAUGCAAAACUGUACUGCCAUGCAUAGAAUCACACCUGUAGAUGUAAAUAGUAGACCUUCCUCUUGUUUGAUCAACUUUUUGCUGAAUGGUAGAUCAGUAAUGUUGGAAAUGGCAAGGAAGAGUGGUGGAAAAACUAUUUCUCAUUUACUUGCUGCACACGGCGGAGAAAUUUUUAUACAUACAUUAUCAACCGCUAGAAGCGUAUUAGAAGAUCCACCUUCUAUUAGCGAAGGUUGUGGUGGUCGUGUCACCGAUUAUAGAAUAACUGAUUUUGGAAAAUUGAUGCGGAAUAAUGUAUUGGUGCCUUUAAAAAGAAGUACAAACUGUAAUACCGAAGGUCCAGCAGAAAAGAUGAGAUCUAGAUUAGAACGACAUACGAAAUAUUGGCCAAUUACUAUUUCUAGUACACUUAUGUUCAAUCUGAAACAGUUAAUAGAUCCAUUGCCAGAUUUAAUGGUAAAGGAAGAACUUACUGCAGAGGAGGUCGUACAGUGCAAACAGGUGAUCUUCAGUUUAUUGCAAUUAGAAGCAAAACACGAAACCUUACCACUACCAAGUAUAGGAGGUGGCCGUGGUGGGAAAGGUGGUGUACGUAGGGAAGAACACUACAGGCUGCUGUGGGGAGAAUUAGAAACAUUCUUAAAGCACCACUCGAAUAAUUCUGCUGCGCAUUCUGAAGUUCUAACUUGUCUCCUCGAAGUACGAAGCAAAGACGACAAAGAUAAAGUCGAAUUGGAUCAGGCGUUGCGCGAAUUAGAUGGAUUUGGCAAAGAAGAUGUAACUGCUCGAGCUAGCGUAAUAAGAGCAACAACCGAUUCACCGAUGUCGCCACCGCCAAGUACAUCAAUGUCACUCGGGAAACAACUCCACAAGGGUAGUCUCCAUGCGCCUAAAAGUUUGUUAGACAUUUGGUUGCAAAGAAGUGGACCUAAGGAGAAGAAACCUGAUUUUCAUGGAAGAGUGAAUAGUGAUGGUCCCAAGGCAAAACUAUAUCCCAACUUAAAAGAGACUGGGCGAGAGCCACGCGAACCUAUCUUGGAAGGCUAACGAUUUGACUUGAGAAAUUUUAAUGAACCAUACGCGUAUAAAAUAUUAGUUACAAUAAUUAUUAUUUGCUACCUACCAUUGGUUGCAAUGGAUAAUGCGUUACAAUACUUUUGACCAGGAACGAAUAACAAUUUCUUAAGCUAUAA
Molecule: messenger RNA, 2294 nt
Organism: Bombus terrestris (buff-tailed bumblebee)
Lineage: Eukaryota; Metazoa; Arthropoda; Insecta; Hymenoptera; Apidae
Gene: asun
Product: integrator complex subunit 13
Exons: 9
Coding region: 112-2148 (678 amino acids)
Biological process (GO): centrosome localization; regulation of mitotic cell cycle
Cellular component (GO): integrator complex
Source: RefSeq, a predicted model, not a curated record